Molecule: messenger RNA, 2674 nt
Organism: Silurus meridionalis
Lineage: Eukaryota; Metazoa; Chordata; Actinopteri; Siluriformes; Siluridae
Product: sialidase-1-like
Exons: 6
Coding region: 149-1297 (382 amino acids)
Biological process (GO): oligosaccharide catabolic process; ganglioside catabolic process
Cellular component (GO): cytoplasm; membrane; lysosome
Molecular function (GO): exo-alpha-sialidase activity
Source: RefSeq, a predicted model, not a curated record
CGCUAUGUCAUAAACAUCAUAUGACACGGUUCCGGAAUAACGUUUGAAGAAGCGAUGGUCGUCUUUAUAGUGUGUGUGUAGUGAGAACGUCUGUGGAUCUUCAGAUAUCCAUACAAAGAACUUCCAAGAACCAAAGGACACCAUCAGUAUGGGUUUAUUUCCGUACUUGGGUUUGAUUUGGAUGUUCCUGCAGGCUUCUGCCUUGCAAUCAGAGAUGCGGAUCAAGCCACUGAUUUAUGAUGAGCAGUUGCUGUGGGUGAGCGAAGGACCGGGAGAAGUGAGCACGUAUCGCAUCCCUUUGCUGACGUUCACGCCUCGAGGCAGCCUGCUGGCCUUCACCGAGGCCAGAAAAACCUCGUGGUGCGACAUUGGCGCAAAGUUCAUCGCAAUGAAACGCUCUGAAAAUAGGGGAGCUACCUGGUCUCCAACCUCCUUCAUAGUGGAUGAUGGCAGUCUGGCGGAUGGCUUGAACCUUGGCUCGGUUGUAGUGGAUCAGCAAACAGACUCUGUGAUGCUGAUCUACACUCUGUGCUUUCACCAGUACCAGUGCAGCCCAUCCAGCACCAUGUUAGUGGAGAGUCUGGAUGAUGGGCUCUCCUGGAGCACUCCUCGCAAUCUCUCUGUCCAGCUCGGGGUGAAGAGCUUUGCACCUGGGCCGGGAUUUGGCAUUCAGAAACGCUUGAGUCCAGCAGCAGGCCGUUUGGUGGUGUGCGGUCACGGCACCAUCGAGGGCGACGGGGUUUUCUGCAUCCUGAGUGACGAUCACGGGCGCACAUGGAGGAACGGAGGCUCUCUAAAGAGCAUUCCUUAUAACCAGCCCAAACUGAGCCAGGACUUUAACCCUGAUGAGUGUCAGCCGGUGGAGCUGCAGGACGGCAGCAUCAUGAUCAACAUACGGAACCAGAACAACUACCACUGCCACUGCAGGAUGGUGGUGCGGAGUCUGGACGGAGGAGAAACUCUGCCUAUAGAGGAGCUGAGGUUUGACCAGACGCUGGUGGAUCCCGUGGUGGCGGCUGGAGCUCUGCAGAAGGACAAUGUGCUGUUCUUUAGCAACCCAGCCAACUCCCAGAGCAGAGUAAACUUGACUCUCCGCUGGUCUUUAACGAACGGGACGACGUGGGAAAACGAUUCGGUGCAGAUCUGGGCCGGGCCGAGCUGCUACUCCUCCAUGACCUCUCUUGUCGGGAACGCCGUCGAAGACAAGAAGUACAUCUACGUCAUCUAUGAGAAGGGCCACAAGAAUUGUGUCGAGACCAUCUCCGUGGCCAAAAUCCAACUAUACGGCGGCAGGUAGAGGGUCGGCGUGCUCUGGGAAAGCAAAAAGGAAACAUACGGGACUGUAUUUGUUAAACGUCGCAUGACUUUCAUGCCGGAAAGGUGGCAAUUGUGAUCUGAAUUUGCAACCAGUGAACAGGAAGAUCAUGAAGAUGAAGGAGAAUAUUCCUCCCUUUUAACCCUGAAAGAUAAUCCAGAAUUAUUGGUCCAGAAAACAGCUCAAUCAACCGUCUUCCAAAUAUUACAGACACCUGAAGCGAAGAUUUAAAGCCACAGGAGGUUUAUAGAUUUAUAAUGAUUGAUAAAUAUUGAUUAGUUUUCAAACCUAAUGUUCACCUCGAGAUCAUCUACAACUAGGAACUUUGACACCUUUCUACACCCGGGGUUUCAUCUCACAAGCAUCAAGGGAUAAAGAAAACGUCCGAACAGCACAUUUUGUAUCGUACGACGACCAUGCGACAUUAUCUGAGCAUGUGAACUUCGCUGGAAUGGAUUUAAACUGUCGCAAGAUGUUUAUCAACCCAGGUGUCUUUUAGAAUGAACAGCUAAAUGUACCGUACAUGUUACAAUAGAUUUGAUUUUUACACAUUAUGACCUGGAUAUACAGAGGUGUGUGUGUGGGCAACAUUUAUAAUUAUGGACGAUUUAUAUUUAUUGAUUUAUACUCUUGAGUAAUUGAAGGGUUCAAAGCCUUGUUUGACAAUCUUCUGAUGCAAAUUCCAAAACCUUAACCACUAAGCUCUCCACAGUAGCUAUCCUGUGUGUGUGUGUCUGUGUGUGUGUGUGUGUGUGUGUGUGUGUGUGUGUGUGUGUGUGUGUGUGUGUGUGUGUGUGUGUGUGUGUGUGUGUGUAAUGUAUUAGAAACCACCUAAUAUGAAAAAGAUUUGGCAUCCCUGUGUUUUGGAAUUGGGAGGAACUCAGUACAAACAUAUAGACAGGAUAUGAAGACAUCUCCAAGGUCUUGGAGGAACUCACAACGAUGGUGCCACAUAGUUCUUCUGUCAGAUGUGCAUUUGUAUUCAACAUUAAACCUACAAAAUACAUUUUUCUUUACUCGUAAAUGUUUGAAUUGAUAUCGAAUUUGCAGAUUGAAAGCGUGAGAUCAUUUAGGACGUUUCUCAUGAUUUACUUGUUUGAAUGUUUCUUGAAUGAAUGAAUAGAUUGUCCUGAUCUUCUUGAAAUUGUUUUCACGUAACAGGAAUGAGUGUCAAUAUAUAUAUAGUAUAUUGUGUACACUUGCAGGGUUUUUGCAAGAAUAUGUUAAAGGGAUUUACACAUGAUUGCAAAAGAAGUACAAAUCAUUCAAGCUUAUAUUUUUCGAGGUAAGGUUUUUUGUGAAGGAGACUCAGGGCUGUAAUUUUGCAGCAUGUAGUAAAUAAAGACCGUUUUCUAUGAA